AUGUCAAAUUACAAGGAGAUACUCAAAAAAGGGUGGCACCCCGAAAAAGAUGGCACGACGCUCAAAGGGCAAGUGAAGAGUCUCAUUGGUCGUGGUGACGACAACACUCGCCGCAGCUAUCAUGUCGCAACGCCCCUAAACUCACUGCGUGACCCGGCAAGCUUCGGCCCGCCGCCCAAGAGGAACUCCAACGUCGUCAUCGGAGCAACUAGCCCGGCAACCUCCUCAUCAUCAUCACCCGCUUCUCAGACCGGCCCGGCGGUCGCCCCACGAACAGCGGCAGCGCCGGAGCCCGCAUCAGAGGAACCGCCGCCGCAGCCCAACCCGUGGCGUCUCGACACGACCGGUCUCUCCACAGCACAUCUCCCCCCGCCUCCGACGCGGAAAGACGGGACAGACGGGCGCUCACCACCAGCACCACCACCAGCACCAGGAGGCGGAGGGGCUAAAGCACCCCCGAGUCUCCCUCCACGCCUGCCUCCAAGGUCAGGCACUGCAUCCCCAGCAACUCCGUCUCCGCCACUACCGCCAAAGCCACAGGCCUCAGCAACAACUACAACAUCAUCAUCAACACCAUCCCCAGCCCUUCCAGCCCGGCCACAAGCUUCAUCCCCAACCACGGGCCCAGCCCAGGGUUACCUCAACCAGUCAGCCGUAAACCGCCUCGGGGCAGCAGGGAUCUCCGUUCCCGGCCUCGGCAUUACCCCUUCCUACCCAAACACCUCAUCGUCAACAGCAGCAGCAGCGCCCACCCAGGCACCCGCCACGGCCAGCCCCCCGAAACCGCCGCGGCCGCAACCGUCGCACAUGAGCGAGCUGCAAUCCCGCUUCGGCCAGCUCAGAACCACCGCCGACAACGCUGAGCGGCACGGGGAGCAGAUCGCUGGGGCCUCGAGGGCGGUCGGGGCCCUGCAGCAGCAGCAGCAGCAGUUUGGGGGUGGAGCGGCGGCGGCUGCCGGAGGAGGUGGUCCUUCCGGCCUCGCGGCCGUAGCGGGGAAAAAGAAACCGCCGCCGCCGCCGCCGAAAAAGAAGGAUAUUCAGAUACCGGGUUUUGGCGCCCCGGGACAGAAGCAGGAGCAGGGACGGGAACUGGACCAUAAUAAGCGGGGGAUUGGGGGUGGUGGCCAAGACGACGAACCGCCGCCCAUUCCUCUGGCGACCAAACCGCAAUUUUGA
This is a messenger RNA of Thermothelomyces thermophilus ATCC 42464, 1176 nucleotides long. RefSeq lists its product as uncharacterized. The record is from RefSeq and is a predicted model, not a curated record. Lineage: Eukaryota; Fungi; Ascomycota; Sordariomycetes; Sordariales; Chaetomiaceae. The transcript has 3 exons. Bases 1 to 1176 code for a protein of 391 amino acids.